AUGUCGAGCCUCCCGUCCCUUGUCUCAGAGCUCCACAAUGCUCUUGAGCGCAAGCAGCUGGAUGCCGCCAACAACCUCCUCAGCCAAGCCAAGCGCGCUCUACUGACGCAGAAUGCGCUGUUCCCGAAUUCCUCCACCCCACCCCAGCUUGUUGCCCUGGCCCGGCAAGUCCUUGAAUUCGGGGCACUUGCUUCGAUCCGACAGACCGACGCGCAGACCUUCAUCCGAUACUACCAACAGCUGCAGCCGUUCUACGACCUCGAGAGGGAUGCCGGUCUUCCGGGUCAGAGCUCAUCCGAGGUGGAUUUCAGUACCAGCCAGCGCAGCAAGAUCACCGGGUUGUAUUUGCUGCUUCUGCUGAGCAUGGGUGACAGCGCCAACUUCCACACGGUGCUUGAGGGUCUGGUUGAGGAGGCGAGCUUGAAGGGCGGUCGGGUCGAGGAUGACCCAUGCAUCAAAUACCCUGUCGACCUGGAGCGAAACUUAAUGGAGGGCAGCUACGAUAAGGUGUGGCGGGAGACGAAGUCGGAGCGUGUCCCCUCGGAGGACUUUGGGUUGUUCUCGAAUGUUCUCGUUGGCACCAUCCGCAGCGAAAUCGCCGACUGCUCCGAAAAGGCAUAUCCCUCGCUCCCCAUCUCGAACGCCAAAAACCUGCUCUUCCUCGACUCUGAGGGCGCAGUCAUUGAGUUUGCUCAGCAACGCGGUUGGAUCCUUCGCGAUGGCCGGAUAUACUUCCCCGUCGAGCCCGAGGCUGCCACGAGAUCCGAGAAGGAUAUCCUGGUGGCCAGUGGCACUGUCAUUGAGAAUACGCUAGGCUAUGCCCGGGAGCUGGAGACGAUUGUUUAA
Molecule: messenger RNA, 846 nt
Organism: Penicillium alfredii
Lineage: Eukaryota; Fungi; Ascomycota; Eurotiomycetes; Eurotiales; Aspergillaceae
Gene: rpnL
Product: proteasome regulatory particle lid subunit rpnL
Exons: 2
Coding region: 1-846 (281 amino acids)
Biological process (GO): proteasome-mediated ubiquitin-dependent protein catabolic process
Cellular component (GO): nucleus; cytosol; proteasome regulatory particle
Source: RefSeq, a predicted model, not a curated record